AUGAAUCAGGCCUCACUCUAUCAGAACGCCAACCAGGUGCAGAGACACGAUGCCAAACUGAUUCUGGAUGAAUUCGCAUCGACGCUGCAGUGGAGGUCCGACGGAGAGGACGCCCUCCUGGAUGUCGGCUCAGGAUCUGGAAACGUGCUGAUGGACUUUGUGAAGCCCCUCCUGCCGAUUGGCGGCCAACUGGUCGGCACCGACAUAUCCAGUCAAAUGGUGGGAUUCGCCAGCAAACACUAUCAGGGCGAAGAGCGGACCAGGUUUCAAGUGCUGGACAUAGGAUGCGACAAGUUACCACAGGAGCUAAGGGGUAGCUUCGAUCACGUAACCUCAUUCUAUUGCCUCCACUGGGUGCAGAAUCUAAAGGGAGCCAUGACCAACAUCUACAACCUGCUCAGACCCGAGGGAGGAGACUGUCUGCUCGCCUUUCUAGCUUCCAAUCCCGUCUACGAAGUGUACAAAAUCUUGAAACUGAAUGAUAAGUGGUCGGAGUAUAUGCAGGACGUGGAGCAGUUCAUCUCUCCACUCCACUACAGCCGAAAUCCUGGCGAGGAAUUCAGUCAGUUACUCAGUGAUGUGGGUUUCAUUCAGCACAAUGUGGAAAUACGAAAUGAAGUGUUUGUUUACGAAGGAGUCAGGACUCUAAAAGAUAAUGUCAAGGCCAUCUGCCCUUUUUUGGAACGUAUGCCUCCUAGUUUACAUGAAGAUUUCCUCAACGACUUUGUCAAAAUUGUAAUAUCCAUGAACUUGCAACAAGGCGAUGACAAUCAGGAUCAAAAGUUUAUAUCACCUUAUAAGUUGGUGGUGGCCUAUGCCCGCAAGACUCCUAAUAUUGUGAACCAGUUUUUGGAUGAUAAAUCAAAUCAUGUUACUUUUAAGGGAAUUAAUUAGAGCCUAAUAUUUUAAGUACAAGAAAAGGGUAUUUAAUUAUUUUUGCAAAGAGUCUAUAUUAUUUCUACUUAAAUAGUGUUCCUGACCC
This is a messenger RNA of Drosophila bipectinata, 982 nucleotides long. RefSeq names its product juvenile hormone acid methyltransferase (gene jhamt). NCBI's taxonomy places the organism in Eukaryota, Metazoa, Arthropoda, Insecta, Diptera, Drosophilidae. The record is from RefSeq and is a predicted model, not a curated record.